UUUGGGAUCGGGGAGCGGCGGUGACAAUGGAGCUGUCCCUGAGGGGACACGAAUCUUUGGGAUCGGGGAGCAGCAGUGACAAUGGAGCUGUCCCUGAGGGGACACAAAUCUUUGGGAUCGGGGAGCAGCAGUGACAAUGGAGCUGUCCCUGAGGGGACACGAAUCUUUGGGAUCGGGGAGCAGCAGUGACAAUGGAGCUGUUCCUGAGGGGACACAAAUCUUUGGGAUCAGAGCUGAAAUCAGGGAGCAGCGGUGACAAUGGAGCUGUCCCAAAAGGACACAAAUCUUUGGGAUCAGAGCUGAAAUCAGGGAGCAGCGGUGACAAUGGAGCUGUCCCAAAGGGACACAAAUCUUUGGGAUCAGAGCUGGGAUUGGGGAGCAGCAGUGACAAUGGAGCUGCCUCUGAGGGGACACAAAUCUCUGGGAUCCAGGAGCGCGGUGACACUGGGUCUGCCCGUGAGGGGACACAAAUCUUUGGGAUUCGGAAGCAGCGGUGACAAUGGAGCGGCCCUUAAGGGGACACAAAUCUUUGGGAUCAGAGCCGUGAUCAGGGAGCGGCCCCAAAGGGACACAAAUCUUUGGGAUCAGAGCUGGGAUUGGGGAGCAGCAGUGACAAUGGAGCUGUCCCUGAAGGGACACAAAUUUUGGGAUCAGGGAGCAGCGGUGCCAGCGGAGCAGGGACACAAAUCCCCGCGGCCCAGCCCCUCCAUGGCCGCUCCUCCCCGAUCCGACCCCUCCCUCCUGCAGGAACCGCCCCGGUCCCCGGGAAGCCGCGGCUGCCCCGUCCCUGAAAUGCCCGGGGCCAGCCGGGCUCCGCGGGCACGGCGGGAGGUGGCCCUGCCCUGGCACGGGUGGCACCUGCCACCGUCGUUACGCUCCCUGCCACCCGCACCGUUCCAAGGUUCCAGCGCUCUGUGACAUCACUUCGGUCCGCUGGCACCGGAGGUGACAGGUCUGCGCUGGCUCUGCCGCUUGCGCUGGCACCGAUGGCUUUGCUGGGGCUGCUCGUCCUGCUGGCCCUGCCCGGACCCGCGGGUGGCACGUGGGACACCUGCAGAGGUACCUGCGGGCUCCGGCCCAUGGCCUUCGACCACAGCUCCAUGGUUGCUGAGUAUUCUCAGGACAACGACUACGACUCCUUGGAUUCUUCCGAUGGCACCUCCGAGUACACGGUUAACUCCGCGGGGGUGCACCCGGGGGCCUGGCCCGGUGUCAUCAGCGUCCAGGCCACCCUGGAGAACGGCACAUGGCACAUGUGCUCGGGGGCUCUCAUCAGCCCCCAGUGGGUGCUCACGGUGGCCCAGUGCUUCUUCAGGUCUGGGGACAUCUCCAGGUGGGAGGUGGUGAUCGGAGCCACCGAUCUGAGCCAGCCUGGCCCCGAGGCGCAGCUGCGCCACAUCCAGACCCUGCUGGUGCACCAGCACUACAACCCCCGCACGGCCCUGAACAACAUCGCCCUGCUGGAGCUGGACCAGCCCGUGGAGUGCAGCGACUACAUCCAGCUGGGCUGUGUGCCCGACAGCUCGCUGGCGGUGUCCGAGCUGAAAACCUGCUACAUCGCGGGCUGGAGGAACACCCCGGACAGCGCCCCCAGCCCACGCCUGGUGCUGCAGGAGGCCAAGGUGCGGCUGAUCGACGUCCAGCUGUGCAACAGCAGCCGCUGGUACGGGGGGGCCGUGCACCCCCAGGACCUGUGCGCGGGGUACCCGCGGGGCGGCAUCGACACCUGCCAGGGGGACAUCGGGGGUCCCCUGGUCUGCAAGGACAACACCGGUGACUACUUCUGGCUGGUGGGCCUGGCCAGCUGGGGCAAGGGCUGUGCCGGGGCCAAGAGGCCGGGGGUGUUCACGUCCAUCCAGCAGUUCCACACCUGGAUCCAGGUGCAGAUGGGGCUGCUCCCGCCAGAAGCUGACGCUGCCCCACCCGAGCCCUUCCCGAGCCCGGAGGAAGAGCCCGAGGCAGACUUGGAGGAUGAGAUGAAUCCGAACCCGGAUGACUCGGAGGAUUACUCGAAGGUUUCAUUCCAACAACAGAUCCUGGGGAAAUUCCUGAACCUGCUGCUGGAGCUCCUGCAGUUCCUGAAGGGAGAGAAAGCCUGACAGCAGGAUGAGCUGAUCCAGUUCUGGCAAGCAUUCCCAGCCUGGGCCGUGGCUGUGGGGCCAACCCAGCCCCGGUGCCCAGGGCUGCUGUGCCCUGCCCACGCUGACCCCUGCGCCCACCCCGAUGGUGAAUCCAGUUUGUGCUUCAAUUAGAGUUGUUCCAGUUCCCAGUUAGCCACUGUGUCCAGUUCAGUUUCCUGGGAAAAACAUGGAUGGGACAAUCUGGGGGGGAAG
This is a messenger RNA of Serinus canaria (Common canary), 2333 nucleotides long. RefSeq names its product acrosin-like. The transcript is spliced from 5 exons. The record is from RefSeq and is a predicted model, not a curated record. Gene Ontology annotation, biological process: acrosome reaction; proteolysis. Lineage: Eukaryota; Metazoa; Chordata; Aves; Passeriformes; Fringillidae. Gene Ontology annotation, molecular function: serine-type endopeptidase activity. The coding region runs from base 987 to 2099 and encodes 370 amino acids.